This is a messenger RNA of Geodia barretti, 1086 nucleotides long. Lineage: Eukaryota; Metazoa; Porifera; Demospongiae; Tetractinellida; Geodiidae. The record is from the annotation of a GenBank genome assembly.
UAACGUAGCCCGCUAGCUAGCUUGCAGCAACUCUGCUCUGGAUCCCGAUGGACAACAUAAGCAACCACCGGACCUCAGCACUGGAGUCUGUUCUUGCUGGAGCGGGUGUCCACGUCAGAAAUAGAGAUGAUGUCAUGCAGAAGGUGGCCGCAAUAGCGCAGGAUGGACCAGAUAAAUUGCUAUUUCUCUCAGAUUUUGACCAGACGCUGACGCGCUACUGGGUCAAUGGAGAGAGAGGCUUCACAUCUUACAAGGUUGUUGAAAAAUCUCCGCUAAUGUCAGAGGACUAUCGGGAAAAGGCCCGGCAACUGGCUGACAAGUAUCACCCAAUCGAAGUAGCAGUGGACAUGAGUCUAGAGGAGAAGACACAACACAUGGUCAAAUGGUGGGAAGGUAACCACAACCUGAUGAUUGGAGAAAGAAUUAAGAGGAGCCAGCUGAAAGAAAUGGUAGCAAAUGCAAACAUUCAGUUCAGGGACAAAUGUGAAGUGCUUUUCAGCGAGUUGGACUCCUUCAACAUACCUCUGCUUGUCUUCUCGGCAGGACUCGGAGACACACUACUGGAGGUGUUCCGGCAGUUCUCGGCGGUCAGACCCAACCUGCACGUGGUGUCCAAUAGACUGGUAUUCGACGAGGCUGGAGUUGCCGUCAGCCACUCCCACCCCUUCGUCCACAGCUACAACAAGGGAAAGUCCCCAGAGCAACUGGCUGCUGUCGAAUCUUUCAUAGUGGGUAGGAGUAAUAUCAUUCUGGCAGGGGACUCGCAGGGAGAUCCAAAAAUGGCAGACAGUCUCCCUCAUACCCACCAUGUCCUCAAGAUAGGGUUCCUCAAUCAUGAUGUGAAAGACCGACUGGACCUGUAUAUGGAUAUCUAUGACAUAGUUCUUAGCGGGGACUGUGAUAUGACAGUGAAUCUCGGAAUUUUUCCGGCUCAUCUUCACAGAGAGAAGUACAAAAUCUAAGAGCCACAAGAACACACCUUUUCUCUUCCAAUUUUGGCUUUAUCUCUCUGCACAAACUUCUGGGUACAAUUUGCUAGUCUAAAUAAUGUCUUGAUCAUUGAUCCGUCUUAUAUAAUGUUAUCAC